This is a messenger RNA of Metopolophium dirhodum (rose-grain aphid), 1400 nucleotides long. RefSeq lists its product as uncharacterized. The record is from RefSeq and is a predicted model, not a curated record. The transcript has 2 exons. NCBI's taxonomy places the organism in Eukaryota, Metazoa, Arthropoda, Insecta, Hemiptera, Aphididae. Bases 231 to 635 code for a protein of 134 amino acids.
UUGAUAAUAGAUGAUUUCGUCACAAUGAUUAAAAACUAUUUCAAAAUUAAAAUAUAAAUUGUAAAUUUAAAGAAAUAUAAGGUUGUCAGUUGUAUUUUGUACCCCUUUUUGUUUUGCACGGAUAUAAAUUGAAAGUUCAGUUUUUAUUUUGUAUAACCCAGUGCGACCUUGGCACUUGCCAGUAUACAUUUAGUUUAUUCAAAAUUAAUUAUAACUUCUCACUUACCAGUAUGAAUGAAAUUUUGGAAAAUGAAGAAUCUACUGUAUUGAAAUUUGUUCAAGAUUUUUUUAAUAGCUAUGAUAAAAACCGUCAUAUACUCCACACAUUGUUCCCAGAAGAUGGUACAUUUAUUGUUCUUGGCAACCGCAUGGUAGGCCAUUCAUCAAUUCAACAAGCUAUGUUAACAAUGGCUACAACAACUCAUCAGCUCUUCAGCAUUGACAUUAAUAGUCUCGACAUGCAACUGCCAGAAAGAGUAUCAAUGUAUCAAGUACUAUGUGCAGGUGAAGUCGAGUUUGGAAGUGAUGCACAAAUACACGGAUUUACUGCUACUCUUUUAGUAUAUUUUCAGAGGCCCAAUAUUUUGAAUGUUGUAUCGUUUGAUGAACGAUGUCAAUGGCCUAAAUUGUCCUAGUGUUUAAAUAAAUAAAUGUAUAAAAUACCAAAAGGAAUAAAAAUGUUUUUAAUUUUAUAAUAUUAGUAAUAUUACACAUUUACAAUGGCUAUUUUGUUUAAUGAAGCAAAAAAAUUAAUGAUUGUUAAUUAAAAAAAUGUUGAGCAUAGAAUUAUGUAUAUAUGUACAGACAAUUCAAUUUUUUCCACUACAUAAUAUUAUAAUAUUAUAAUAAUAAAUGUUUAAUUCGUUUCCAUGGGUUUUCAGAGGGCGCCACACGUUAAGCAUUUUAUAGUAUUAGAAAAGACUAGCUGAUCCUGUGCACUUUGUUGCCUGGUAAUCAAUAAUUAUCAUUAUUAUAGCUUCAAAACACAUGGCAACCAUUUAUAAACAAAAAUUUCAAUCAGAACUCUCAAAAUUCCUGUUUGAUCACCUCCCGGGGUUGGUCCUCUCCCUUUUUUAAAUUAACCUAUCUUCUGCUUAGAGGUCUAAUCUAUCUAUAUAUACAAAAAUAGCUGAUCCCAUGAAAUUUGUUGCCCAUCAAAAAUACCAAUUCUAUAUGAAUUACAUAUUACCAUGGCAACCAUUUAUGUACAAAACCUUAAAUCGGAAAUUUCAAAAUAAUAUAUAAAUGGUUUCCAUGGUAAUAUGGACACACAGACACAUACAUUAAUUUAUAUUUAAUAUAUAUAUAGAUUAACAAAUUGUAUGCAUUUUAUAUUUUAAAUAAUUUUCAAAAUUAUAUUUGCAAUAAUUUAAAAAUAUAACUGAAUUAUUAUUUUAUUA